UGCAGGUAUGUUUUACCUCCCUAAGGCUCUUUCAUUCUAAUCCAGGAUUCCGCAAACGAAACCCUCCCCCUACCAACAACCAUGGUCUCUCGUUGGUUCGCACAAAACGAGAUCGGUCCCGGGGCGACCAUCAGGCUCGAUAAGGAAACCUGGAUUGUAGCUGAGGCAUGCGCCGAGCGCGUUUUCCAGUAUCACAUCAGCGAGUGCAAAUCCAACAACCCUCCCGCAUCCUACGCCACGAUCCGCGUUGCCUGUACGGGACCUGGUAGCAGUCCGAAAGCCCACCUAAGAAUCUACAAACAGAUCCCGACGGCCGGGAUCGAGGCCGAGUCGCCUGCUUUCCGUAGGCAGCAAGCUCGCGCCUGGGAUCCUCCCGAGUUGGAAGCUUUGCGCAUGCUGACCCGCAAGGGAUCCAAAUUCACACCGCGCCUGCUCGACUCCAUGUCGAACCGUCAGAAAGAGUCCGACUUCAUCCCGGAUGGGUUUUUGGUGUAUGUUGUCUGGGAGGUGGUGCCGGGUUAUCCGCUGGGAACCUGCGUCACCCUAGGGGAGAAUGUCUUCUGGGGCUUGGGGCCCGACAAGCGGGAGCUCAUUCGCCAGCAGUUCCAGCACAAGUACAGUCGGCUUUGUAAAUGGGGUGUUAUGCCUCUUCACGGUCGGGCGUCACAUCUUGUCUGGGAGGAUGAGUCUGCAACUCUCUACUUCGUCGGGUUCUUCAUGGCGAACACUCGGAUUAAGGACAAGUGGAGCCCUCUACGGUGGUGUGCAUGGGGUCUCGCCAAGCGCCCCUCCCCAUCUCUCCCAGGGCCGGACUGGGAUGGCAACACUGAGAACUGGGAAUGGUAG
Messenger RNA from Aspergillus ibericus CBS 121593, 846 nucleotides. RefSeq lists its product as uncharacterized. The transcript is spliced from 3 exons. The record is from RefSeq and is a predicted model, not a curated record. NCBI's taxonomy places the organism in Eukaryota, Fungi, Ascomycota, Eurotiomycetes, Eurotiales, Aspergillaceae. The coding region runs from base 82 to 846 and encodes 254 amino acids.